UAGCGAGUAGCAACGCGAUCAAGUUCUGCAGCGGCGCGUUUCGCGGAGAUCUACUGUAACGCGCUAUUUUGUAUGUACUUCGAUUCAAGGAGGUAUUUUUUUCCACCAGACACCAGACCAACCGAAACACGUUUCUUUCGACCUCACAGAGAAUUAUCUUCUUGACAUUUCAGUUUUGAGUAGGAAAAAAAGAAUAUCAGGUUUACGAGAACACCUACACUUUUUUCGCUUUGCAGCCCGGGGUGAGUCAGACAGCAAGUUCAACAACGGAUCUGCAGAUUUUUUUCUUUAGUCUGUCAUUUUUACAACUACUAUGUGCUACUAAAUUUUAACACCUUUGGAUAUGUCCCAUUCUUCCAGAGGAAAAAAACGAGUGAAUGGCCCGACCACCCUAAUCGAAAGCGGGGAAGGUGGAGAGUCGCAGACCACUAGCGGAGCAUACUCCCAGCCCGGCCAGUCCGAGACCCGCCAGCCCGGCGAAGGGGACCAUAAGCGGGGAGGAAUUACGAUGCCACAUAGCCUUCUUGGUUACCAGUCCAGGUCCCCGGUGUUUAGAACGCUAUCCAGAUCGUCCAGCGGAUACUUUUCGUUCGACUACGAUUCUGUCCCGAGCUCUCCUCUUAUGACCCAUAACAAGUCGACACAGACUCCGAGUCCGUCUAGCCAAGUCAUUACCCAUGCACAGCGACGCAUGCCCCACGUGCACGAAAACUUGCAAGAUAAUGAGACGGCGCAGAUCCCCCACCGGCCCUUUAGACCGCGGUCUCUGUCGAUGCCGGCGGACAUGCGGCCCGAGGUGUGGGUGGCACAGGAGCUGCGGCGCAUUGGCGACGAGCUGAACAGGCUGUACACGCAGGGGGGUGGCAGGAAUGGAAGGGCAGCCCUGGCAGGUGGGCGGGUCAACAAUGAGCCCGCCCUCCGGCUGUGGCUCUCCAUCCUGGUUGGCCGGCUACUACAGCUCAUUCAGCGGUGGAGAUGAUGGACGGACACGCCGUCCCACCCACCUCCAGACCCAGCAGACGCGUAGCAUGCUGGUCUUUCCUGCACACUGUACAUAUGUAAAUACAUAGGCUUUUUAAAGUACGUCUUUCACCAGCUCUACCACCUUGCCCCUGGACCUGCCUCUGCCUGUUGGCUUGGAACAGCCUUUUUCCUCAGAGAACCUAGCUGUUCUCUUCAAUUUGGAAUAAUCUGGGAUGAAUCCAUCAAGAAAUAAAAUACUUCAUUGGGAAUUUGGUAAAAAAAAAAAAAAGGAAUUUUUGUGCACCUCAUGACUGUUUCCUGCGAUAUUCGGAAAGCUGAGCCAACGCCAGAAACGCCAAAGACACUGACCAGCAAGGAUCAGCGGCACUCCUCUCUUACCCGGGCUCCUGUGGAAUAUGCAUUAUCAUACUGCAGCCUCUUGUACAGAAUUUGCGCUUCCAAACAUCUGCUUCCCUUCUUUCUUUAUUUCUUUUUUUCC
Messenger RNA from Megalops cyprinoides (Indo-Pacific tarpon), 1462 nucleotides. RefSeq names its product BCL2 like 11 (gene bcl2l11). Bases 344 to 979 code for a protein of 211 amino acids. NCBI's taxonomy places the organism in Eukaryota, Metazoa, Chordata, Actinopteri, Elopiformes, Megalopidae. The record is from RefSeq and is a predicted model, not a curated record. The transcript has 4 exons.